GCCAGGCCGAGUGCUGACUCCAUGGUAGUGAGGAACUCUUCAGGCUCCAGAAGCUCUUAAACCUAAUCUACAAUGGAAAAAUUCCUUUUUUACCUGUUUCUCAUUGGCAUAGCUGUGCGAGCUCAGAUCUGUCCAAAGCGUUGUGUCUGUCAGAUUUUGUCUCCUAAUCUUGCAACCCUUUGUGCCAAGAAAGGGCUUCUCUUUGUUCCACCAAACAUUGACAGAAGAACUGUGGAAUUACGACUGGCAGACAAUUUUGUUACCAAUAUCAAAAGGAAAGAUUUUGCCAAUAUGACCAGCUUGGUGGACCUGACUCUAUCCAGGAAUACAAUAAGUUUUAUUACACCCCAUGCUUUUGCCGAUCUACGAAAUUUGAGAGCAUUGCAUUUGAAUAGCAACAGAUUGACUAAGAUUACAAACGACAUGUUCAGCGGGCUUUCCAAUCUCCAUCAUCUGAUCCUAAACAACAAUCAGCUGACUUUAAUUUCUUCCACAGCGUUUGAUGAUGUUUUCGCUCUUGAAGAGCUGGACCUGUCCUAUAACAAUCUAGAAACGAUUCCCUGGGAUGCUGUAGAGAAGAUGGUGAGCUUGCAUACUCUUAGUUUGGAUCACAACAUGAUUGACAACAUUCCUAAGGGAACGUUCUCCCACUUGCACAAGAUGACUCGGCUAGAUGUAACAUCAAACAAAUUGCAAAAGCUGCCCCCUGACCCUCUCUUUCAGCGAGCGCAGGUGCUGGCCACCUCAGGAAUCAUAAGCCCAUCGACUUUUGCAUUGAGUUUUGGUGGAAACCCCUUGCAUUGCAAUUGUGAGUUGUUGUGGCUGAGGCGGUUGUCCAGAGAGGAUGACCUUGAGACCUGUGCUUCUCCUCCACUGUUAACUGGCCGCUAUUUCUGGUCAAUUCCCGAGGAAGAGUUUUUGUGUGAGCCUCCACUCAUAACUCGGCAUACACAUGAGAUGAGAGUCCUGGAGGGUCAAAGGGCAACACUGAGGUGCAAAGCUAGAGGGGACCCUGAACCUGCAAUUCACUGGAUUUCUCCUGAAGGGAAGCUUAUUUCAAACGCAACAAGAUCUCUGGUGUAUGAUAACGGAACACUUGACAUCCUUAUAACAACUGUAAAAGAUACAGGUGCUUUUACCUGUAUUGCUUCCAAUCCUGCAGGGGAAGCAACACAAACCGUGGAUCUUCACAUAAUUAAACUCCCUCACCUACUGAACAGUACCAAUCAUAUCCAUGAGCCUGAUCCUGGCUCUUCAGAUAUCUCCACGUCUACUAAGUCAGGUUCAAAUGCUAGCAGUAGCAAUGGUGAUACUAAAAUGAGUCAAGACAAAAUUGUGGUAGCAGAAGCAACUUCGUCAACAGCGCUACUUAAAUUUAAUUUUCAAAGAAAUAUUCCAGGAAUCCGUAUGUUUCAGAUCCAAUACAAUGGUACUUAUGAUGACACCCUUGUUUACAGAAUGAUACCUCCUACAAGCAAAACGUUUCUGGUCAAUAAUCUGGCUUCUGGAACUAUGUACGACUUGUGUGUGUUGGCCAUAUAUGAUGAUGGCAUCACCUCCCUCACUGCCACAAGAGUCGUGGGUUGCAUCCAGUUUACUACCGAACAGGAUUAUGUCCGUUGCCACUUUAUGCAGUCCCAGUUUUUGGGCGGCACCAUGAUUAUUAUCAUUGGUGGAAUCAUUGUUGCAUCUGUGCUGGUUUUCAUCAUCAUACUAAUGAUCCGGUAUAAGGUUUGUAACAAUAACGGGCAGCACAAGGUCACCAAGGUUAGCAACGUUUAUUCUCAAACUAAUGGGGCUCAGACGCAAGGCUGCACUGUCACGCUGCCCCAGUCCAUGUCCAAACAAGCCAUGGGCCAUGAAGAGAAUGCCCAGUGCUGUAAAGUCACCAGUGACAAUGUGAUUCAGUCUUCAGAAACAUGUUCGAGUCAGGACUCUUCCACCACUACCUCUGCUUUGCCUCCUACCUGGACUUCAAGUGCAUCUGCCUCUCAAAAGCAGAAACGAAAGACUGGCACGAAGCCAAGUGCUGAGCCGCAGAGUGAAGCUGUCACAAAAGUUGAGUCCCAAAACACUAACAGGAACAACUCAACUGCCUUGCAGUUAGCUAGCUGCCCUCCUGCUUCUGUCACAGAGGGGCCCACAUCUCAAAGAGCACAAACCAAGCCAAAUGCUUCGCUGACUAAUGUUGACCAGAAUGUCCAGGAAACACAGGUGAGAAUCUUAUUAAUUGCUAUUCAUUUCAAAAACCAGAGAGACAUGCUAUUGUAUGCAUGA
Messenger RNA from Arvicola amphibius (Eurasian water vole), 2277 nucleotides. RefSeq names its product leucine rich repeat and fibronectin type III domain containing 5 (gene Lrfn5). The record is from RefSeq and is a predicted model, not a curated record. The transcript is spliced from 4 exons. Lineage: Eukaryota; Metazoa; Chordata; Mammalia; Rodentia; Cricetidae. Gene Ontology annotation, molecular function: protein binding. Bases 73 to 2277 code for a protein of 734 amino acids.